CGGGGACCAGGCUGGGGCAGCAGCGAGGGACCUGGGGGGGCGCUGGCUUUGGCCCCGCCUGGGGCAGGAUGGUGAAUCUGGAGCCCAUGCACACAGAGAUCAAGAUGAGUGGGGAUGUCGCUGAUUCCACGGACGCCCGCAGCACUUUCGGUCAAGUGGAGUCAGGAAAUGAUCGAAAUGGCCUAGAUUUCAACAGACAGAUUAAGACGGAGGAUCUGGGUGACUCUCUACAGCAGACCCUUUCCCACAGGCCAUGCCACCUGAGCCAAGGACCUGCCAUGAUGCCUGGAAACCAAAUGUCUGGGGACAUGGCUUCUCUCCAUCCACUCCAGCAGCUUGUGCUGGUCCCUGGCCACUUACAGUCUGUGUCCCAGUUCCUGCUUUCCCAGACCCCACCUGGGCAGCAAGGUCUGCAGCCGAAUCUUCUCUCCUUUCCACAGCAACAAAGCACUCUACUCCUCCCACAGACAGGGCCUGGCCUCGCCUCCCAGGCAGUUGGGCGCCCUGGGCUGUCAGCAUCCUCUUUAGAGCCCCACCUGGAAGCUCCUCAACACCUGCCAGGGCCCAAGCAUCUGCCUGGCCCCGGAGGGAAUGAUGAGCCCACUGACCUGGAGGAGCUGGAGAAGUUCGCCAAGACCUUCAAGCAGAGGCGCAUUAAGCUGGGCUUCACACAGGGAGAUGUGGGAUUGGCGAUGGGAAAGCUGUAUGGCAAUGACUUCAGCCAGACUACCAUCUCGAGAUUUGAGGCUCUCAACCUGAGCUUCAAGAACAUGUGCAAACUCAAGCCGCUGCUGGAGAAGUGGCUGAACGAUGCAGAGUCCUCCCCGUCAGACCCUUCAGCGAGUACACCCAGCUCCUACCCCACUCUCAGCGAAGUGUUUGGCAGGAAGAGGAAGAAACGGACCAGCAUCGAGACCAACAUACGCCUGACUUUGGAGAAGCGAUUUCAAGAUAACCCGAAACCCAGCUCGGAAGAGAUCUCCAUGAUUGCGGAGCAGUUAUCGAUGGAGAAGGAGGUGGUGAGAGUCUGGUUCUGCAAUCGACGCCAAAAGGAGAAGAGAAUCAAUUGCCCCGUGGCCACCCCUGUCAAACCACCCAUCUACAACUCCCGGCUGGUCUCUCCCUCAGGGUCUCUGGGCUCCCUCUCAGUCCCUCCGGUCCACAGCACCAUGCCAGGAACAGUAACGUCAUCCUGUUCCCCUGGGAACAACAGCAGGCCUUCGUCUCCUGGCUCAGGACUCCAUGCCAGCAGCCCCACAGCAUCUCAAAAUAACUCCAAAGCAGUGGUGAACUCCUCCUCCUCCUCCUCCAGCUUUAACUCCUCGGGAUCGUGGUACCGUUGGAAUCAUCCCACCUACCUCCACUGAAACCAAAAACUUCCUCCCUUUCCACCUGGCCCCUGGUUCCCGAGAGGAGGAAGAGAGUUGUGCCUUCCACGUAUGGACAGACACUUGGAGAAGAGUGGGAGAAAUGGCUGCUGCUGAAGAGCAAACCCAUAUAGUCUUGCCUUCUCCUGGAUCCAGAGCCUCCGGAGAACCUAACUGUGACCAAAGGCCACACUCUUGCCUUGCGCUCUUCAUCACCCCCCUGGGAGUUUACUGUGCUCGCCUGCCUUGGGUCCCCUCCAUGCUCUCCUGGUGGCUUCUCCUCUUGGAGAAAGGGCAUUCUGCCAUUGGUAGUUUUCAGCUCAUCCAUGGGCUUCUGGGACAGCCUUUUUCUCGGUGUGCCAAACUGCAAGAAAGUAGAUUAUGGCUUUGACUCUGACCUCAGCCACAAUCCUGAACGGAUCCCAAAUUCUACGGAAAGACUGAAAUCUCAUGUCUCCACCAAAGCCUUACCUUGUUAAUUAGCACAGUUUUCCCACGAAAUCUCCAUUUUUGCCUAAUUUUCUUUCAGCCCUUACUCCUUUUUCUACAACCAAAACUGUCUAUUCUUGGGUCCUACAAAGUCCCUUCAUCUCUACAAAUGGCUGAGCUACCCUCUGGCCAUGUUGCUCCAUCCACAGGUACUCCUCUGUUACCCACAUGUACCCACGUUCCAGGACACUUGUCUUUUCUCUGUUCCCUGUGGGUCUCCUUGUCCUGUCCCCUCUCCUUUCUCCUGGCCACAGAAAAGUGAUGGCCACAUUCUUGUACAUAGUCCUUUCCUAUUCUGCACCAUGACCUUUCCUUAAUAUGUAAUUUUCCAGCAAGAUGUUCAACUCAGGUGUGAAUUUUGAAGAUGUCUCUAUAUUAUUUUAUCUUUCAUUAGAAAAGGAAGGGGGAUACCAAAGUGUGGAAUACCCCACAGAGUUCCCCCGUGAGCUGGGGUUCUGCUGACUUGGGGGGGAACAUUAUAUGUGGAGUCUCCUUCUGUGGAUCUGUGUGUAAAGCUGUCACAUGAAAGCCAUCCCAGAAAUGGUACCUUUUUUUUUUUUUCCUAAAGACUGAAUAUCCAGGAAACUGUUGAGACUCAAAGGAAUCUCUUUGUUUCUAAAUAUAUUUGUACAGCAAUGACAUAAAGUAUUCCACUGUUAAU
This is a messenger RNA of Mus pahari (shrew mouse), 2517 nucleotides long. RefSeq names its product POU class 2 homeobox 3 (gene Pou2f3). Lineage: Eukaryota; Metazoa; Chordata; Mammalia; Rodentia; Muridae. The record is from RefSeq and is a predicted model, not a curated record. Gene Ontology annotation, molecular function: RNA polymerase II cis-regulatory region sequence-specific DNA binding; DNA-binding transcription factor activity, RNA polymerase II-specific. The coding region runs from base 69 to 1367 and encodes 432 amino acids. Gene Ontology annotation, cellular component: nucleus. The transcript has 13 exons. Gene Ontology annotation, biological process: regulation of transcription by RNA polymerase II.